CGCACGUCCUCGGUUCUCCAGACCACUUACCCCAUGCUUAUUACCUUAGCUUCACCGUCUAAACCACAGACGCCAAUUCUGCCGGCUCCAGCCCCGCGACAGGCCGCAGCAAGCCGAGCGCCAUUGCCAUCCGUCUAAACCGACGACGACCGAUGAGAAUUACUUUGGGCGCAGGAAUCGCAAUAUCUUGGACCCCGGAUCUCUCGACUCUUUUCUGAUCCUCAUCCUCACCCACAGCAUCAGAAUCACCAUGAAGCGUCAGGCGGUUCGUCACCUAAAGGGAGCGCUGGCGCAUCCCCGAGCUCGAUCAGCAGCACCUCUGAAUCUGGCACGAUGCUAUUCCACACACCCCCCGAACGCAAAGCUCAACCUGCCCAUUGACUACUCGACAACCCCUCUGCUGGCUCACACGUCGGCGAUAGCCAAGCAGAACACGGAGAUCUCCUCCGACGUCCUCCAUGGCGCGACCAAGAAGAUGAACCUGUUCCAGGCCAUCAACGACGCCCUCAACAUCGCCCUGACAGAGGACGAGACGGUUUCCGUGUUUGGCGAGGACGUUGCCUUUGGCGGUGUCUUUCGAUGCACCAUGAAGCUCGCAGAGACGCACGGAGCCGACCGGGUGUUUAACACGCCGCUGACGGAGCAGGGCAUUCUCGGCUUUGCCAUUGGCAUGGCCGUCGAGGGAAUGCGGCCUGUUGCCGAGAUCCAGUUCGCCGACUACGUCUUUCCCGCCUUUGACCAGAUUGUCAACGAAGCGGCAAAGAAGCGCUACUAUGAAGGUGCCAAUGGCCGGAGUGCUGGAGGCAUGACUGUCCGCAUGCCCUGCGGAACCGUCGGCCACGGUGCCCUGUACCACUCUCAGUCCCCCGAGGCCUUGUUCACACACGUUCCCGGAAUGCGAGUCAUCAUGCCUCGAUCGCCUCUGCAAGCCAAGGGAUUGUUGCUGGCGGCCAUCCGAAGCAACGACCCCUGCAUCUUCAUGGAGCCCAAGAUCCUGUACCGAGCCGCCGUAGAGGAGGUUCCCGUGGCACCGUAUGAGCUGCCUCUGUCCAAGGCCGAAGUCAUCAAGGAGGGCAAGAACGUCACAAUUGUUUCAUAUGGUCAGCCGUUGUACAACUGCAUGGCGGCCAUCAAGCAGGCAGAGGAGGAUUUGGGCAUCUCCGUCGAGCUGAUUGACCUGCGCACAAUCUAUCCUUGGGACAAGAAGACUGUUUUUGAAAGCGUUCAGAAGACCGGAAGAGUCCUGGUCGUCCACGAAUCCAUGGUGAACGCGGGUGUUGGUGCAGAGGUGGCUGCCGCCAUUCAAGAGAACGCAGAUACCUUCAACAGACUCGAGGCUCCCGUGUCUCGUGUUGCCGGAUGGAGUAUCCACAACGCUCUGAUAUUCGAAAAGUUUCACGUCCCAGAUGUUGCAAGAAUUUACGACAGUAUUAAAAAGACGGUUCAGUACUAAGAAUGUGGGGAGCGAGUAAUGUGUUUCUUUAUCUUUGAUUUUCUAGAACUUCUUCCUAGCAUAAAUGUGAAUAAUAGAGAAGAAAGCCUUGU
Molecule: messenger RNA, 1545 nt
Organism: Trichoderma harzianum CBS 226.95
Lineage: Eukaryota; Fungi; Ascomycota; Sordariomycetes; Hypocreales; Hypocreaceae
Exons: 2
Coding region: 251-1453 (400 amino acids)
Biological process (GO): branched-chain amino acid catabolic process; response to nutrient
Molecular function (GO): catalytic activity
Source: RefSeq, a predicted model, not a curated record